AAGCAGCAAGCCGCGUACUUCCCACGCGGCGAAUUCCGAGACCCGCCCUUUCCGGAAGUUCUGACCCUCAGUGCGCCCCGGGCAAUAUGAUUGACAGGGUAAUCAUCCGGUCCGUUAUCAAACCCGUCACCCAGGAAACAGAGACCCGAUCUUUCCGGAUCCGCGCUCUCCCAGCAUCCUCUGCCUUCCGGUAUGUGGCCCCGUCCGGUUAGUCCCGCCUAGCGCGCCCAUUUCGAGCCCAAGUUUCCAGCUCGGAUUUCCUCGCUCAGAAUUUUCCAGGAGUGGAUCUUUGGCCAGUGGCUUUGGGAGCAGUAAUGGCGCAGCUAGAGGGUUACUAUUUCUCGGCUGCGUUGAGCUGUACCUUUUUAGUGUCUUGCCUCCUUUUCUCCGCCUUCAGCCGGGCGCUGCGAGAGCCCUACAUGGACGAAAUCUUCCACCUGCCUCAGGCGCAGCGCUACUGUGAGGGCCAUUUCUCCCUUUCCCAGUGGGAUCCCAUGAUUACUACAUUACCUGGCUUAUACCUGGUGUCAGUUGGAGUGGUCAAACCUGCCAGUUGGAUCUUUGGAUGGUCCGAACAUGUUGUCUGCUCCAUUGGUAUGCUCAGAUUUGUUAAUCUUCUCUUCAGUGUUGGCAACUUCUAUUUACUAUAUUUGCUUUUCCGCAAGGUACAACCCAGAAACCAGGCUGCCUCAAGUAUCCAGAGAGUCUUGUCAACAUUAACGCUAGCAGUGUUUCCAACACUUUAUUUUUUUAACUUCCUUUAUUAUACAGAAGUGGGAUCUAUGUUUUUCACUCUUUUUGCGUAUUUGAUGUGUCUUUAUGGGAAUCAUAAAACUUCAGCCUUGCUUGGAUUUUGUGGCUUCAUGUUUCGGCAAACAAAUAUCAUCUGGGCUGUCUUCUGUGCAGGAAAUGUCAUUGCACAAAAGUUAACUGAGGCUUGGAAAACUGAGCUACAAAAGAAAGAAAACAGACUUCCACCUAUUAAAGGACCAUUUGCAGAAUUCCGAAAAAUUCUUCAGUUUCUUUUGGCUUAUUCUAUGUCCUUCAAAAAUUUGAAUAUGCUUUUCCGUCUGACUUGGCCAUACAUCCUUCUGGGAUUUCUGUUUUGUGCUUUUGUAGUACUUAAUGGUGGAAUUGUUAUUGGCGAUCGGAGUAGUCAUGAAGCCUGUCUUCAUUUUCCUCAACUAUUCUACUUUUUUUCAUUUACUCUCUUUUUUUCCUUUCCUCAUCUCCUGUCUCUUAGCAAAAUUAAGACUUUUCUUUCCUUAGUUUGGAAACGUAGAAUUCUGUUUUUUGUGGUUACCUUAGUCUCUGUGCUUUUAGUUUGGAAAUUCACUUAUGCUCAUAAAUACUUGCUAGCAGACAAUAGACAUUAUACAUUCUAUGUGUGGAAACGAGUUUUUCAAAGAUAUGAAAUUGUGAAAUAUUUGUUAGUUCCAGCCUAUAUAUUUGCUGGUUGGAGUAUAGCUGACUCAUUGAAAUCAAAGUCAAUUUUUUGGAAUUUAAUGUUUUUCAUAUGUUUGUUCAUUGUGAUAGUUCCUCAGAAACUGCUGGAAUUUCGCUACUUUGUUUUACCUUAUGUCAUUUAUAGGCUUAAUGUACCUCUACCUCCCAUAUCCAGACUCGUUUGUGAACUGACUUGCUAUGCAAUUGUUAAUUUCAUAACUUUUUACAUCUUUCUGAACAAGACUUUUCAGUGGCCAAAUAGUCAGGACAUUCAAAGGUUUAUGUGGUAAUAUCAGUGAUAUUUUGAACUGUAAAAGUGGACUUAAUAAUUAGACCAUUUCUGCAAUGAACAACUGAAUAGAUAGAAAUUAUAAACUUUCUUUCUGGUACAACGGUGAUUACAUUAGAUGUUUUUAUAUGUUUUAAACAUAUAUAAGAAAUUAAGUGGCAGAGCACUGAGAGAGCUUAAGACCUGCUUGAAAAGCCUGAAUAAUGGGGAAAUGAAAUUGUUUUCAGUUAUCUCAUAUCUCUCUAAUAAUGUUGGCCCCUCAAAAAGCUUGGGAAUGUUUUGUAUGUACAAGUUUAUUAAAACUGGGUAUGCUUCAUAUUACUGGAACUAACUUAUUCUCUCCAGAGAGAAAUAUUAGGUCGGUGCAAAAAUAAUUGUGUUUUUUGCCAUUGAAAGUAAUGGCAAAACCACAAUUACUUUUGCACCAACCUAAUAACAAAGUAUUAGCAGAUAUUUAACAAAUUUUCAGGUGAUUAUCUUGAUUGAAAAGUUGCUUAACAUUUCAGUAAAUAUAAUUUGAAAUCUAAGUCAAAAUAGACAUGCAUAGAUAGUAAAUAAUAGAAACUCAUCAAAUUGUUGUUUAUUGUUUAAAAUCUAGAAAUGAUGAAGCUCUUUCACUAAUUUCUACUAUGAAAUGUAUGAUGGCCAAAGACAAAUGGUGUUGAUAAUAUGUUUAAAAGGGGUAUUUUCUUUCUGAAAGACAUAUUGUAUUAGCUUCCCAUGACUCCCAUAACAAAUGAUCACAAACUUGGUUGCUUACAACAAUUUUCCUCGCAGUCUAGAGGCCAGAAGUCAAAUCAAAGUGUAAGCAGCAUUGGUUUCUUCUGGAGGCUCUAAGGAAUAAUCCAUUUCACAUCUCUCUCUUAAUAUCUUAUGGCUGUCUGCAGUUCUUGGAGUUAAUUGGCUUGUGGACAAAUCUUGUCCAAGGAUUACAGACUGCAGUCUUCACUCCAAUCUCUGCCUCUGUGUUCACAUGGCCGUUCUCUCUGUGUUUUCUUUAUUACUUUCUAAAGGCUGUCUUUGAAUUGAUGGCCCACCUUGAUCUAGGAUGAUUGUGUGGAGAUCCUUAAUUAUGUGUAUAAAGACCCAUGUUCCAAGUAACUUUGUAUUCACAGGUUCUGAGUAGACAUGUCUUUUCAUGGGAUACUUUCAAAAGACUUUUUAGGAAAAUCCUCAUAUGAUUGUUAGGAGACUAUCUUUUUACAUUUUUAAAUUAUAUAAUAACAAAUUAUAGUUGUAUAUACUUAUGAGGUACAAGGUGGUGUUACAAUUUCUGAAUAUAAUGUGGGAUGGUUAAAUAAAGCUAAUUAACCUAUCACCUAAAAUAUUUGAUAUAUUUUGUGAUGAAAACAUUUGAAAUUUACUCUCAACAGUGUUGAAAUUUACAGUGCUUAAUUAUUAGCUAUAUUCACCAUGUUGUAUAAUAGUUCUAAAAAAAAAAUCAAACAUAUUUCUUCUAUCUAAUUGAGGCUUUGUAUCUUUUGAUUAUCAUCUCCCCAUUCCUACUUUUCUGGCCUCUAGUAACCAUCAUUCCUCUCUAUACUUCUAUGAGUUUAAUUGCUUUAGAUUACACAAAUAAGUGAGAUCACGUGGUUGCCUUUUUUGUGCUUGGCUUAUUUCACUUACCAUAAUGUCCUCCAGGUUCAUCCAUAUUGUUGCAAAUUACACAAUUUCUAGCUUUGUAAAGCUGAAUAGUAUUUAUUAUGUAUAUGUAUGUAUACAUAUCAUAUUUUCUUUAUCCAUUCAUCCAAUGAUGGACACUUACACUGACUGAAUAACUUGGUUAUUGUGAAUUGUCUGCAAUGAACAUGGAGUGCAGACUUCUCUUUGACAUACGGAUUUCAAAUAUUCUGGAUAAAUGCCCAGAAGUGGGACUGUUGGAUCAGGAGAUAAUAUCUUAGCUGAUAUCUUUUAAAUAACUCUUGGUAUCUUUACUGAGAGGUUAAAAAAUAAAUGACUUUUGAGAUAAUAUAAAGCUAAAGGUGUCUCGUGUUUGAUUCCAGUAUCAAAAAAAAAAGUAGUUAGAAUUGAAAGAAAGUUGAGAAUUCAUUUGGUCUGACCUUUGUAGAUGAGGGAACAACUGCUAGGAUAGGAUUAUUUUGUGUUACUUUUUGAAUUUUGUGUUUAUUAUUUUGGUGUAUUUCUGUGAAAUUCUAAACAUAUUAUCUUUAGACAGCAUUAGUAAGAUUCAGGUAUGCUGUGUAUUUUGUUGCACUUAUGUUUUCUGUUAGUGGCUAGUCAGAAAUCUUUUGAACUGCAUCUGACUAUGUAUUUAAAUGUUUGGAAAUACAAUAUCUCUCAGUUUAAAUAUAGCAUCUCAUUUUGGCAAGAUAAAUUAUUUUAACUGACCUUUUCUUUGUAUUCUUAGAGUUACUUCUGAAAUGUGCAUAGCCAGUCAUAAAAUACCUUAGUGUAAAUAGCCUAAUGUAAUUUAUUUCUAAUAAAUAAAUAGCUUAAUGAAAUGUAUUUCUAGUUUGAACUUAAUUGCCAAUUGGCUUGAUAGUAUUUUCCUUAGAAUUGUUGGGAGAGAGGAGAGGAGAAGGGAUCUACAGUUUUUAUUUGUACCACCUAAAUAGUGGGCUGUUACUUUGGACUCACUUUUAAAUAAAAUAUUUAUUCAUAUGAAGAAAUAAAUUUUAUGUUUAUUAGGUUAGCAAUAAUAUAUGAUCUUUGAAGUAAUUGGAAUUUCAUUAAGUGGAUCAAGUAAGAAUUGUGAUAUAAGCAUGAAAAAAUUUUUAAUGGAAAUUUUAGUAUGACUUAGGAACCAUGGGCUUGUAGAAAAAACAUUUAACAUGGGGGUUAAGAUUUUCAUACUUGGUGUGGCUCUAGGAUCAAUAAGGCAAAUGGUUUAGUCUUUAGUCCUUAUUUCAAAUGAGAAUAGUAUUUGUCCUAACUCUAGUCAGUAUCUGGUUGUUAUGUGUAUAACCUUAUUUUAAAAAUGAUUCAUCCCUGCCAUAUAUUCACAAUAUUUAUAUGUCAUAUGAUAAAUAUUGAGUAAAUAUGCACUGAAUUAAGUUUUCAUAUAGAGCGAAGUGAAUAGAAAAAAUAUCCUAUAUAACCAUAGCUAAUUUUAGAAAGUAAAUCAUGUUUCAUAGUCAGAGUCAUCCUAAACAUUUUUCUGUGUAAUUUUCUGAUCCAGUGUUAAAAAUUUUUUUUUGCUUUAGUGCAGGCUUGUUCAACCCACAGCUUUGAAUGGACCCCAACACAAAUUUGUAAACUUUCUAUAAUGACUUUUGUUUGUGAUUUUUGUUUGUUUUUUUGCUCAUCAGUUGUCGUUAGUGUUAGAGUAUUUUUUUUUAAUUAAAUAACAUGAAAAAUACAGCAUAUCAAGAAAGAGAUUGUGGAAAAGAAGAAAAAACUGUAUUUUAGCAUUGCUAGGCCUUUCCUCUGCUUUUGAAACAGGAGUUCCAUGUUUUAGUUUAGUACUGUUUUCUGCAGAUCAGAUGGCCAGUUCCAUUUACUUUUUUUUUUUUUUUUUUUUUUUUUUUUUUUUUUUUUAGUAAGAGGAGUGAAGGAGAGGAAGAAAAAGAGGAAGAGGGAACGGGAAUGUAGCUUUAUUCUAAAAAUGGGUAUUAAUAAUGGCCAAUCAAAGUUUUGUGUAUUUAAGGUGGAUAAUGUAUAUUUUGUGUAUUUAACGUGGAGAGCUCUAUAAAUAUUUAUUGAGUUUGCUUGUUCCAGAUCUGAGUUCAAGUCCUGGAUAUCCUUAUUAAUUUUCUGUCUCGUUGAGUCUAAAUCUCUUUGAGUCUUAUGCAUCUGGGGAUUAGGAUCAUUAGCUCUUAUUGUUGCAUUGAUCCUUUUACCAUUAUAUCUUUGUUGCUUUGAAAUCUAUUUUAUCAGAUGUGAGAAUUGCAACUCCUGCUUUUUAUUUAUUUAUUUAUUUUUGCUCUUCAUUUGGUUGGUAAAUCUUUCUCCAUCCCUUUGUUUUAAGUCUUUUUGUAUCUUUGGAUGUGAAAUGGGUCUGGAUGUAACAUACCAUUAGGUUUUGGCUGUAUCUUUUGAUUGGGGGAUUUAGUCAAAUUUAGGGUUACUGCCAUUUGAUGUUAACUGGCUAUUUUAUCCAUUCAUUGAUGUAAAUUCUUCUUUAUGUUGAUGCUCUUUACUUUUUGGUAUAUUUUUAGAAAGGCUAAUACUGGUUGUUCCUUUCUAUGUAUAACGCUUCUUUUAGAAGCUCUUGUAAAGCCGGCCUGGUGGUAAUAAAAUCUCUGAGUACUUGCUUGUUCAUAAAAGAUUUUAUUUUUCCUUCAGUUGUGAAGCUUAGUUUGGCAGGAUAUGAAAUUCUGGGCUGAAAGUUCUGUUCUUUAAGGAUGUUGAAUAUCAGCCCCCACCCUCUUCUGGCUUGUAGGGUUUCUGUUGAGAGAUCUGCUGUAAGUCUAAUAGGCUUCCCUUUGUGGGUAACCUGACCUUUCUCUCUGGCUGCCCUUAGUAUUUUCUCCUUCAUUUCAACCCUGGUGAAUCUAAUGAUUAUGUGCCUUGGGGUUGCUCUUCUUGAGGAAUAUCUUUGUGUUGUUCUCUGUAUUACCUGGGGUUGAAUAUUAUCCUGCUUUGCUAGAUUUGGAAAGUUUUCCUGAAUAAUAUCCUGAAGAAUAUUUUCCAGCUUGGAUUUAUUCUCUCCGUCGCAUUCAGGUACACCUAUCAAAUGUAAAUUAGGUCUUUUCACAUAGUCUUAUAUUUCUUGGAGACUUUGCUGAUUCCUUUUUAUCCUUUUUUCUCUAUUCUUGUCUUCUCAUUUUAUUUCAUUAAGUAGGUCUUUGACCUCUGAUAUCCUUUCUUCUGCUUGAUCAAUUUGGGUAUUCAAACUUGUGCAUAUUUCGCUAAGUUUUUUUUUGUUUUUCAACUCCAUUAGUUCAUUUAUAUUCCUCUCUAUAUUGUCUAUUCUUGUUAGCAUUUCAUCAAACCUUUUUUCAAAGUUCUUAGUUUCUUUACAUUGGGUUAGAACAAGUUCUUUUAACUCCCAGAAGUUUCUUAUCAUCCACCUUCUAAAGCCUACUUCUCUUAAUGGCACACAGUCCUUUUCCAUCAGGGCUUGUUCCGUUGCUGAUGAGGAACUGUAAUCCCCUGUAGAGGGAGAGGGGUUCUGAUUUUGGGUAUUCUCAGCCUUUUUAGCCUGGUUUCUUCCCUUUGUUAUAAAUUUAUCCAUCUGUCGUCUUUAUGAUUACUGCCUUUCUAGUUGGGUUUCUGAGUGGAUGCCCAGUUUCUUGAUUCCCAGCGCUGGAAUCCGGGCAACCCACUGCGCCGGCCAAAACAGCAGUGAUAAGACUGAUGGUGCUCUUCUGCCCGGGAAUCUCCUCCCGUUUACUCUGCAUGAAGAGCUACCGUGCCAAGGCUCCAGCAGAACUGCUGCACCGGCCACAGAGUCGCACUGGCGACCCCUGGGGCCCCUCCACUGGGAAUCUUCUGGUCCGUGAGCGAUGAAAAUUCGUCUGAAAGUGUGGCGUCCUCUCGUUCUCUGUGCUUUCACUGGGAGCUACAAUCCCAAGCUGUUAGUGAUCAGCCCCAUCUUGGAUCUCAAUUCCUAGUGUUAGUGUAUUUUAUGUAUGGCCCAAGACAAUUCUUUUUUUUUUUUUUUUUUUGAGACAGAGUUUCACUCCUAUUACCCAGGCUGGAGUGCAAUGGUGUGAUCUCGGCUCACUGCAACCUCCGCCUCCCAGUUUCAGGCAAUUCUCCUGCCUCAGCCUCCUGAGUAGCUGGGAUUACAGGCAUGCACCACCAUGCCCAGCUAAUUUUUUGUAUUUUUAGUAGAGACGGGGUUUCACCAUGUUGACCAGGAUGGUCUCGAUCUCUUGACCUCGUGAUCCACCCGCCUCAGCCUCCCAAAGUGCUCACAUUACAGGCUUGAGCCACCGCGCCCAGCCCUGACAAUUCUUCUUUUAAUGUGGCUCAGGGAAGCCAAAAGAUUAGGCAUCCCUGCUAGCAUUUAGUGCUUAUACAUUUAUUUACUUCUAAAUAUGUUGAUAGGGUAUGAUUUCAACAUAAUUAAUGUUUACUUAAAAUAAGAAAAAUAAUCUUCAACCAGUAACAGAUUAUAAGACUUUGAAGGAUAAGUUUCUUUAAUAUGGUUUAAUUUCAAAAUAAUUGCUUUUUAUUUAAAAUAAGAAAAGUCAGUAACCUUCAACCAAUAAUAGGUUAAAGACUUUAAAGCAAAAAGAAAUUUCAACUAAUUACAAAUAGUUGGUUUUAUUUAUUUGGGUUACGUUUUACUACUCUAGGAAUAGCUGUUAGUUAUCCUUUAUAUAGGAUAUUUUUAUGUGUUUAAUGUUAACAACAAACAUUUCCAAUACACGAAAACUUGCAUAACUGAGAAAAUUAUAAUAAAAAUAGAUAGAUGAGGAUAUAUUUUUGACAUAUAUCCAUGAGCCAACACUAAAUCAUUUGAGAUUUGAAAGUUAUUUAUAGGGUAAGACAUUUUGUCACAAUAUAAUAUCGGUAUAUUGUUUUUUUUAAGAGAGAAAUUUUUGAUGAAUUUAAUGUUAAUUAAAUUUUAGCUCAGCCUAUCACUAUCAAACCAAAAGAAUAGUAUUUUUCCAACAAGUAAAAUACUUGUAUAUGUAUUCAUAUAUAAAAAUGUGUAUAUAUGUAAUAUAUGUACAAAAAAAAAUAUAUAUAUAUAUAUAAUUUCUUCUUUUUUUUUUUUUGUAAGAAUAGAGACAGGGUCUCACUAUGUUGUAUGGGCUGGUCUCAAACUCCUGGCCUCAAGUGAUCCUCCAACCUUGGCCUCCCAGAGUGCUGAGAUUUACAGGCAUGAGCCACUGUGCCCAGCUUCCAGCAAGAAAAAUAUUAAAUGUAUUUUUUUUUCACAGUGAAACUUGAUUCGUUCACUUUUGUUGAACCAUAUAUGUGUGUAUAUGGCACAUAUAAGAUGAAAAAGAAAAGGAGAAAAGGUAAUAAUGAUAGGCUGCUAUCAUCAUUGAACACUUAUAAUGCUUUAGGCAUUAUACUGGCUCAUUUGCAAAUAUUGUGUCAUUUGAUGCUACAUUUAUAUUUUUAUGAGGUAGAUGUUGAUUUCUAUUUCACUGCUGAAGAAACUAAACGUCAGGUAGAUCAGGUGACUUGCCCAAAUUCUACACUGUCACCAAAUGAACAUAGAUUGAUGUGACUCCCAAGCCUGUGAGUUUCUAUCAUAUUCUGCCUCAUUAUGAAAAGUUUUUAAAAAUUUUUUAUUAUUUUUUAAUUGAAGUAGAAUAUGGAGAGAGAGGUGAUAAUCUAUGUUUGCUAUCUGUAUUAUCCAGACCAUUCAUGGCAUGUUAUUUUUGUACUGGAUAUAGUCAUUUUUUAAAAUGCUACAAACUGUUAAAAGGAGCAUGAACAACAGGAUAACUCCUUAUAAUUUUGUUGUAAGAUAAAUGGCUAAAGUUAUGUGGGAUGUUUAAUUUGGAUGAGCAGAGAUCCUAAAACUUGAUAAGCUCUCCUAAAGAAUAAUGAUUUGAAAGAUUGGACUUAAUUUUGUAUUGCCUGAAGUGUAAAUCAGAGGUCAACAACUAGAUUUCAAAUCAUGAAAAGCAUAAAUUUUCUAAUUAUUUAGUCUUUUUAGAGAAGCAAACCCAGAAAAAAGUAAGAGUCUUAUUUAUUGCAUAUAAGAUUUCUAUUUAUCAAAGAUGCUUAAGAAGAGUUGGAUAACAAGUAGGUAAAAUGCCUUUUAAAGGUCUGACAUCUUUAAAGCUCUAUGAUUUUUAAAUUCUUAAUUUUGUUACACCUAAUUUUUUUUAAAUUAAUUGCUGAGUCAUGGUCAGUAUUUUUGGUGACUUGCAUGCUAUCUUUGGUAUGUUUUAAGUUUCUAAACCAAAACUACUAUUUAACUCCAUUACCUUGUUUUAGAAACACAUUUGAGAUAUACAUAUUAGUAAAAGGUAUUUUAGCUAUGAUAUGUUGGAGCACUGGCAAUAUAGUCUUUAACUUAUUUUCUGUUUUUAUCCCUCUGUAUUAGUGAAAGUAAUGUACUUCCAUUUAAAAAGUUUUCCCCCAGUGAUAAAAAAGGCUGAGCACUAUCUGUAAAAAUUUUUAAUGUGGUAUCCACUAGAUGGAGAUAACUGUGCUACAUUUUCAAGUGUUGUAAUUAAACUACAUCUGAAUUCAACUCUUUUAUAGUGUUUUAUUGUUUUUAACCACAAAGAUUUAUAAUCAUUUAUAUCUAUUUGUCAUAAUGUUAUUCAGUUGCUUCCUGGAUUGUCUGAAGCUAAGGUAAAUGUAACAAAAAAUAAACUCUCAUUUUUGUGUUUUGUAAUCAUAUUAGGUGAUUUAACCUAAUAUAUCUUCCCAUAGAAUAUAGUCAGGAUCUUUUCAUAUGGCAUACUUCAUUCAUAUGACAUAGUGAGAAUCUUUUCCCACAUAUAAUGGCCCAUGAUGUCUCAUUUGAAAACUCAUGUAACAUUGUAUCAGCCUCUGUUUCAAAGUGAUUUACUCAUGUUAUUCUCAUAACAACUCUAUGAGAUCAGUACUGUACACAUGGGGAAACUUAGUACUGAGACACGAAGUAUUUUUCCCAAGAUUACAAAAUAACUGGCUGAGCUGGGAUUCAUAACCAGGCAGUCUGACUCCAAAAUCCAUAUUCUUAACUCUCUUGAUAUGGCGGAGAAAGGCAUGAAUUCUACCUUGAAAUUCAUGGCAUUUUAGAAAGAAAAAUUGUCACAAAUAAUGUGAUUAUACUUCCUAGUUUUGUAGGUCAGAAAAAUGAAGUCAACACUUAUUUUGCCUCUUCCACAGGGAGAUAGACUCUUCCAUUGUGUCUUUCGUUUCUGUUUUUGUCAUCAUACCUCAAAUUGAUAUGUGUUGUAAAUAUGAAUUUAAGGAAGUAAACAAAAUAACUCAGGUCUGGAGCCUUCAGCCAUAUUAAUAUACAUUGAAAUAAAGACCUUUGUUUUAAUAAGAAUAACUCCAGUUACCAAAUGGAGAAAUAGUUGUUUGAAAAUUAAUAUUUAAUUUCUUAAAAGACACUCCUAUUUGGAAGCAAAUUUUGGUUAAACAUGACAUACUUUCGAUUAUUGAAAAAUUCUGGGUGGAAUAACAAUCUCUUAUUUUUAAGAAUGUAUGAAUAUAUGUUUUAUAUGCUUUGAAGUUAUAUAUUUUAUUAGAAGAUACUGUUCUCUAAAAUGGAAAUGUUUAUUUGACUUCUAAAACUCAUUUGUGAGUUUAUGUCAUUUAAAACUGCUUUUUCAGUCAACUUAUUCUUUAUAAAAAAGUUCAAAUAGCAUGCUUUUAUUUCAUUUGUAAAUAAAUUCAUGUUUGAUAAUA
Messenger RNA from Callithrix jacchus (white-tufted-ear marmoset), 10960 nucleotides. It is a transcript of the gene ALG10, whose product is annotated as ALG10 alpha-1,2-glucosyltransferase. The record is from RefSeq and is a predicted model, not a curated record. Gene Ontology annotation, biological process: dolichol-linked oligosaccharide biosynthetic process; protein N-linked glycosylation. Gene Ontology annotation, cellular component: endoplasmic reticulum. Gene Ontology annotation, molecular function: dolichyl pyrophosphate Glc2Man9GlcNAc2 alpha-1,2-glucosyltransferase activity. NCBI's taxonomy places the organism in Eukaryota, Metazoa, Chordata, Mammalia, Primates, Cebidae.